AUGGUUAGAGCAUUAAAGCAUCAUGAGAAAAAACUUUUGCGAAAAGUUGAUUUCCUAGAAUGGAAACAAGAUCAAGGGCAUCGAGAUACUCAAGUUAUGAGAACUUAUCAUAUACAGAAUAGAGAAGAUUAUCAUAAAUAUAAUAAAAUAUGUGGUGAUGUAAGGAAACUAGCCAACAAAUUAUCAUUAUUAAAACCAACUGAUCCAUUUCGUAUAAAGCAUGAACAAUUAUUAUUAGAAAAAUUAUAUAAUAUGGGAAUACUAGCUACAAAAUCCAAAAUAAGUGAUUUGGAAAAUAAAAUUACAGUAUCAGCAAUAUGUAGAAGAAGAAUAGGAGUUGUCAUGUGUAGAUUGAAAAUGGCAGAAACUUUAACUGAUGCAAUUAAAUUUAUUGAACAAGGUCAUGUUAGAGUUGGACCAAAUGUUAUAACUGAUCCUGCUUAUUUGGUAACAAGAAACUUAGAAGAUUAUCUUACUUGGGUUGAUAGUUCUAAAAUUAAAAGAAACUUACUUAAAUAUAGAAAUAAAAUUGAUGAUUAUGAUUUAUCUUAG
Lodderomyces jiufengensis is the source of this 552-nucleotide messenger RNA. Its product is annotated as snoRNA-binding rRNA-processing protein. Bases 1 to 552 code for a protein of 183 amino acids. The transcript has a single exon. NCBI's taxonomy places the organism in Eukaryota, Fungi, Ascomycota, Pichiomycetes, Serinales, Debaryomycetaceae. Gene Ontology annotation, molecular function: snoRNA binding; structural constituent of ribosome; rRNA binding. Gene Ontology annotation, biological process: rRNA processing. Gene Ontology annotation, cellular component: small-subunit processome; small ribosomal subunit; Mpp10 complex. The record is from RefSeq and is a predicted model, not a curated record.